Parastagonospora nodorum SN15 is the source of this 330-nucleotide messenger RNA. RefSeq lists its product as hypothetical. The record is from RefSeq and is a predicted model, not a curated record. Lineage: Eukaryota; Fungi; Ascomycota; Dothideomycetes; Pleosporales; Phaeosphaeriaceae. The transcript has a single exon. Bases 1 to 330 code for a protein of 109 amino acids.
AUGCUCCCUAUAGAACCUCUGAAGGAGGUGAUCUGGUCGUCUGAGGACGAUGCGCUCGGGGAACUGCCGAUCAUCCUGGUCGCCAAAACCAAGUGUGACGUUCUUGUUACUCCCGAACGUGUAGACUUCGUCGCCAUUGAGCAGUACAGGCGGGGUUAUCAGCCGCUUGCGCAUUUCAUCGUCGACAUCGCCGCUGUCUCCGUGCGCCAUCUCAUCAUCGGAGUCCAUGUCGUUAAGCGGCGACUCGUCUGGUCUCAGCGUCCGAUCCUUGAUGGUCAUUGCAAACAAAUCCAGGGGACCAUAACCCUCCUUGUCUUUGAUCUUCACUAG